AUGAAGUUCUCCUCUCGAUCGGUGCUACUACUGUUGGCACUGGUUGGAUCCUCGACGGAUGCCUUCAGAUUCCUACCGGUACCAUUAUCAUCAGGAUCGGUGCGGCAAAGGGUUGAGAAUGCAAUCCGAUUAUCCAUGUCUUCCAACGAUUAUCUAUCAGCCUUAUCAUCAUCAUCAAACCCACCGCAACCACCGCAACUAACACCAGCACCACCACAAGAGGGUUACGCUUCAGAAGCUACUUAUACACCACCAGCAUUCCAGCUAUCCCCCGACAUGCCCUCGGGUGGUGAAGACUUGACCUACAUGCCACGUGAAUUCCCCUUGGCCAAAGCGGGACCUUUUGAUUCCAUGACGCCCAAAACCCAUGUAGUACAAGGAGGACAGCAGGCAGAGUUCCAAGCACCUUCGGAUCCACAUGCAGCCACGGCCUUUCGAUUUCCUCACGUGACAUCGAACCAAGAAUUGGAAGGCUUAUUGCAGCAGCACAAGGCAGGCCCCUUUGAUACGAUUACCCCCAGCGAUGCUGUCGUCCAAGGAGGUCAAUUGCCAGAAUUCCAAAAUCCUGCCAACCAGGCGGCUCCCGCCGUUCGGAGUUAUCUAGAUGCUUUAGCGAAAACAGGACCCUUUGAUACGAUGACACCCAAAGGAGAUACGGUCGUACAGGGUGGACAAAUGUCAGAGUUUCAGGAUCCUGCCCAUCAAGCAGGUCAUGCUGCUUCCACCAGUAGAUACCAAAGUGUUGAUCCACGUAGUGCUGGUCCCAAAGCAGGACCCUUUGAUACCAUGACACCCAAGGCAUCCGUCAUGCAAGGUGGUCAAACAUCCGAAUUCAGAUCUCCCAACGAGGAAGCAUCGCAUGAAGUGGGGUUGGAAUAUCCACAAUCCAAAGCCGGUCCGUUUGAUACCAUGACACCCAAGGCAUCCGUCAUGCAGGGAGGUCAAACUGCCGAAUUCCAGUCUCCCCGAGAGGAAGUAGCCCAUGAAGUGGGUCGAUACCAGAACUCCAUGUCCAAAACGGGUCCUUUUGAUACAAUGACACCCAACUCGUCUUCCGGCGCCAUGCAGGGAGGACAAACGGCAGAAUUCCACACUCCCGCCAAUGAAAUGGUUCAUGAAGUGGGACGAUAUCACACCAAUAAUUUCAAGGCCGGUCCGUUUGAUACCAUGACACCCAAGGAUCCCGUCGUACAAGGAGGACAAAUUGCCGAAUUCAAACCACCGUCUCUUCCCGAAGCCGCCACAUCAGUACCAUUUCCACACGUCUCGACUUCGGACGAAUCAGCAGCCGUCGGGGCAUUGGUAUUUCCCUCGUCGGUGGACGUGGCGGAAACUGUCACGGCCGACUCGGAGUCCAUUGUCUUUUCCCAUGCUCCCAUUUCCUAUUUUGCCAUUGAAAAUCUAACCCCCAAGGGACCUCGUGCCGGUGCCGAUGUGGGAGCUCCCCAUGAUUCCUCUAGACCAUUUGCACAAGUCGACACGUCGUCACUCACGUCCACCAGCUUAUCCUCCGGAUCCUGGUGGUGUGCGGCAGGUGGCUGGCCGUCUCCCAAUUUACGACCGACCACCGAGGUGUUUAUGGUCUUUUCGGGUCGGGGAUGUGUUACAGAUUUGGAUGGAACUGCUCGACAUUACUUUGGACCUGGUGAUACUGUCAUUCUUCCCAAGGGUUGGUCCGGGAGAUGGGAUAUUCAUGAGGAUAUUCACAAGGUUUGGUUUGUACAUGACCAUCCCGAUGUUGACCCUAGUUUUGCCGGUGUCGAUAUUGCACCCUUCAAUUGUGUCCGAAACUAUCAAGGAGGAAACAUGGCCGAAGCCAUGGCUAGCCCAAGUCUCACGUUUAUGGGUAAGAAUGCCGUUGCUACAGAAUCUCCAGGCGGCCCUCCGAUCCUGGGUACAUCCAAUGGUGCGCCUCUACCGAUUGUGGGGGCGGACCCACUGGAUCCAUUUGUGCGUGCAGUGGUGGUUCCUUACAGCCAAUUGAAUGACUUGAAUCGGUUGCAGCUAGAUGUGACUCCUGCUGCCUUUGAUGCAUCUCCGAGCACAGCGUCUCAAACGGUCUACCGAGUUGGAUCCACAACAGUUGGAAGUUCUCUGCUGAGCCCAGGGUCCUACAUGGUUGCCGGACAAAGUCGAACCGAAUGCUUUUACGUGCUGGAGGGAGUGUUCCUCUUGACCAAUACGGAUGGAAGUGCCCGGCGGUGUGUUGCAGGGGACACCAUUGUCAUCCCCAAGGGUUGGAACGGACGAUGGGACGUGCUGGAGCAAGCAAGGACGCUCAAGGUGGUUGUGGUGUAG
Seminavis robusta is the source of this 2298-nucleotide messenger RNA. The record is from the annotation of a GenBank genome assembly. NCBI's taxonomy places the organism in Eukaryota, Bacillariophyta, Bacillariophyceae, Naviculales, Naviculaceae.